GGUGUUGCAUUCUAUUGGUUUAAAACAGUGGAUGUAUUACCUGCAGACCAAUCGAUAACCGUAUUUAAAGAUUGACCUUGUGUCCGCGUAAGUCUGUAAUCGAAAAAACUUGUAUAUAAAUACUUCGCUGACAAUAUUUCAAAGUUUACUUUGUCGAGUUUCCCGGCGUUCAAGUCGGAGUAGUUUUUGCAUUGUAAUUUAUUUUUUAUCACUACAACGAUAUCGUUAAUAAGUACUUUGAAUAUAUGUAAGCGUGCUUUUAACUGUCAGCAAGUACUUGAAUAAAGUUUAAGCAAGUGAGUAACCUACUAACCGUGAUCAUGGAAAAUAAAUGUGACUUUCAGUAUCCCCAUACUUUUAUAUUACUUGGUGCGUCGGGUGAUCUAGCAAAAAAGAAGAUUUACCCAACUAUAUGGUAUUUAUAUCGAGACAAUCUUUUACCUCGUCAUACCAAGUUUGUUGGUUAUGCUCGAACGAAGCAAACGAUAUCGGAAGUGCAAGAGAAAUGCAAAAAGUAUUUGAAAGUGCGGCCGGGAGAAGAAGAGAAAUUGAAGGAAUUCUGGGCAGCGAACGAAUAUUUCGCGGGAUCGUAUGACAAAAGAAUUGAUUAUGAAAUGCUGAAUCAGCUAAUUAGCAAGUUUGAAAAAGGGCCAGUUGCUAACAGGAUAUUUUACCUGGCAGUGCCACCUACUGUUUUUGAAGAUGUUACAGUAAACAUAAGGAAUGCUUGUGUGUCUAUUAAGGGCUUUACCAGAGUUAUUAUUGAAAAACCGUUUGGCAGGGAUGAUGAAAGUUCAGACAAGUUGAGCAACCAUCUGGCUGGGUUAUUCAAAGAAGAACAAAUUUACAGAAUUGAUCACUACCUUGGUAAGGAAAUGGUUCAAAAUCUUAUGACCAUUAGGUUUGCAAAUCAAAUAUUCAGCCCUUCAUGGAACAGGGAAAAUAUUGCAUCUGUCCUAAUUUCUUUCAAAGAACCAUUUGGUACUGAGGGCAGAGGGGGUUAUUUUGAUGACUUUGGCAUUAUUCGGGAUGUGAUGCAAAAUCAUCUUCUUCAAAUCUUAUCACUGGUUGCCAUGGAGAAACCGGUCACCCUGAAUCCAAAUGAUAUACGAGAUGAAAAAGUAAAGGUCCUGCGCCAUAUUAAGCCUAUUGAACUGAGUGAUAUUUUGGUUGGACAAUAUGUUGGCAAUCCUGAUGGUAAAGGUGAAGAAAAGCUUGGAUAUCUAGAAGAUCCAACUGUACCUAAGGAUUCUGUUACACCAACAUAUGCACUUGCUGCUCUUCAUAUAAACAAUGCGAGGUGGCAAGGUGUGCCAUUUGUUCUACGCUGUGGAAAAGCUCUGAAUGAGAGAAAAGCAGAAGUGAGAAUUCAAUACAAAGAUGUGCCAGGUGACAUAUUUGAAGGACAUGCAAAGAGAAACGAAUUAGUUAUUCGCGUCCAACCGGGUGAGGCUUUAUAUUUAAAAUUAAUGAGCAAAUCACCUGGAAUGAAAUUUGAUCUGGUAGAAACCGAGUUGGAUCUGACGUACAGCAUGCGUUACAGGGAGGCUGAUGUCCCCGAUGCAUACGAAAGGCUGAUUUUAGAUGUGUUUACUGGUACACAAAUGCACUUUGUACGUAAUGAUGAAUUGAAGGAGGCUUGGCGUAUUUUCACACCAGUGCUUAAGGCACUAGAAGAAAAGAAAAUUAAACCUGUGCCCUAUGUCUAUGGAUCACGAGGCCCACCAGCGGCUGAUAGUAAACUCUCUUCAUAUGACUUCAAAUACACUGGUUCAUACAAAUGGCAGAAGCCCACGCUAUCUUAAUUUAAAAUGGAGAUAUGUUUUAAGCUGAUGGUGGUGGUUUGCUUUUAUGGUUGAUGAUAAUUAUAUAAUUGCAUAAUAACAAUGUAACAAUGACUUUAUACAUUUCUUAUCUGCAUUCUGAUAAUCACAAUUAGUUAUAAUUUUUAUUAAUUUAAAUUUUAUACUCUACAUUCCGAAACAGUACCUCUUGCAGAUUUAUAUUGUUGUUUCCAGAGAGUAUUCUUCUAUUCUUCUUAAAGUUAUUUAAAAAUGUCUUGACAUAAUUAUUUUUUAUAAUAUACACUUUGUUUUGUAGGAAUUUAUAAUAUUUAUAUUGAUGGGACCAUUUUAUCUUAUGAUUAUGAAAAAGGUUGUGUUAGUGCCUUGCCUAUUUUUGUAAACUACAUGAUAUUGGCUUUUGACAAAUAAAUAAUAUAAGCUAUGAUAAUCACGUGUGCCUCAUGCACACAAGGUAACUUUGAUCAAAUUAAUUUUAUGAUAGGCAGAGGUCAAAGACUAUCAUAAUUUCUUAUAAGAAAUUUAAUGCUGUAUUUUAUUUAAACAACAGAGUUAAACUUUUGUUAUGUGAGAGUAUAUAUUUUUUUGAAUUGUAUAUGUACAAAAUGCAAAUGUUUUCGUUUCUAUAUUUUAUCUGUAUGUAGGUACUUCUAAUAGUAUGGAUACCAUGGAUAUUUCAUAAUAAUUUAGGGUAGCUACAAUAGUAUUGUGUGAUAGUUUUGAAUAUUUUUAUACAAGUCUACAAAUAUCUUACAGAUAAGUUAAAAUUAUUUAUUUAUAUUUUGUAAGUUUCUUUUUUUAUAAAUAACGGUUUGUCAUGGGAUAUUUGCUUAUUUUUAGUCUCACCAAACAUUUGGAUUGCAUUUGUAAGAAACAAUAAUGACAUUUAACUUGAUAUUGUUAGCAAUUGUGACAAUUUAUUUACAUUGUUGAUACUGUGUUAUUAUUGUUGUUUAUCAAGUAGGAACGAAAAUUGCAAUAUCAUAGCAACCUGUUAUCAAACUUUAUCAGAUGCUUAUUCAAAUCUUAAUACCUUAUCAUAUUCUAGAGUGUUGAUUUCAUUUCUCAUAAGUACAUAAAGAUAAUUUUAAUAAUGUACCUACCAAGUUUUUUUUAUAUACGUUUUUGAAUUUUUUGAUCUGCUUUUUUACUCAUAAUUAUAUUCUAGAAAGAACCUGUGCCAAUGUAAUGCAUAAUAAAAUCAUGGCCUUUUGUAAAGGUACAUAGCAUUUGAAGUAACUUGCAUUAUGGAUCUGUAUAUGUGGGAGACUCAUUUAUAGAUAUUUAUAAACAUUAUUCCAUUCAUCAUUGUUAUGUUAAAAGCUUUUGACACUGAAAUAAACAGUAUGGUACUGUA
Messenger RNA from Helicoverpa zea (corn earworm), 3159 nucleotides. RefSeq names its product glucose-6-phosphate 1-dehydrogenase (gene Zw). Gene Ontology annotation, cellular component: cytosol. The transcript has a single exon. Lineage: Eukaryota; Metazoa; Arthropoda; Insecta; Lepidoptera; Noctuidae. The record is from RefSeq and is a predicted model, not a curated record. Gene Ontology annotation, biological process: pentose-phosphate shunt, oxidative branch; glucose metabolic process. Gene Ontology annotation, molecular function: glucose-6-phosphate dehydrogenase activity; NADP binding. Bases 321 to 1805 code for a protein of 494 amino acids.